AUUCCUAAUUUUUUUUCUUUUCUAUUAUGUGAUAUUAUAACCGUGUUUCUUCUUUCCCAUUUCAUUUCAUAAUUUAAGUAAGGAUGUAACAGGUAGGUAUAACUAUAUACUUCAUACUUUCUAGCAGUAACAACAGAAGAUUAGAUACACAUGAAUACAUGAUGCAAUAAAAUGUCACAAAAGCUUCUAGAAUGAAAAAAAAAGAAAGAAUAAAGAAAAGAUGGCACACAUUAAUCAUUAGUGGCUCAUGGCUAUAAAAUCCCUCUAUAUGUGAUCCAUCCAAUGCAAUCUCCCACAUCAGCCACAGCGUUAAACGCUUUUGGCUGUCACUCGCACAAACAACUCGCGGGCGCCCACCACCAUGGCGCCCAUGGCGGAGCCCGUCGCCGCCGCGCCAGCGCCGCCGCACUUCGUCAUCGUCCCCCUCCCGGCGCAGGGCCACACCAUCCCCAUGGCCGACCUCGCGCGCCUCCUCGCGGAGCGCGGCGCCCGCGCCAGCCUCGUCGUCACGCCCGUGAACGCCGCGCGCCUGCGGGGCGUCGCCGGCCUCGCCGCGCGCGCCAAGCUGCGCCUCGAGAUCGUCGAGGUGCCGUUCCCCGCCGACUCCGGCCUGCCGCCGGGCGUCGAGAACGUCGACCAGAUCACCGACUACGGCCACUUCCUGCCGUUCUUCCUCGCGCUGAAAGAGCUCGCCGGCCCGCUCGAGGCGUACCUGCGCGCGCAGGCGGUGCGGCCGAGCUGCGUCAUCUCCGACUGGUCCAACUCGUGGACGGCCGGCGUCGCGCGGCGCGUCGGCAUCCCGCGGCUGUUCUUCCAUGGGCCCUCGUGCUUCUACUCUCUCUGCGACAUCAACGCCGCCACGCACGGGCUGCAGCAGCAGGACGACACCGAGAGGUACCUCGUGCCGGGCAUGCCGGUCCGCGUGGAGGUGACCAUGGGGACGCGGCCGGGGUUCUUGAAUUCGGCAGGGUUUGAGGCACUCAAAGAUGCGGCCAUGGAGGCCAUGCGCACGGCCGACGGCGCGGUGGUGAACACGUUCACGGACCUCGAGGACGAGUUCAUCGCGUGCUACGAGGUCGCGCUCGGCAAGCCGGUCUGGACGCUGGGGCCGUUCUGCCUCUGCAACCGGGACGACGACGCCAUGGCGUCACGCGGGAACAAGCUUGGCAUCGACCAGAGCGCGGUCACCGCGUGGCUCGACGCCAUGGACACCGACUCCGUCAUCUACGUCAACUUCGGCAGCCUCGCACGGAAGGUUCCCAAGUACCUGUACGAGGUCGGCCAUGGCCUGGAGGACUCCGGCAAGCCGUUCGUCUGGGUGGUGAAGGAGUCGGAGGUCUCCACGCCGGAGGUGCAAGAAUGGCUGUCCGCCCUGGAGGCGCGGGCGGCGGGGCGCGGCCUGGUGGUGCGCGGCUGGGCGCCGCAGCUCGCCAUCCUGUCGCACCGCGCCGUCGGCGGCUUCGUCACCCACUGCGGCUGGAACUCGCUGCUGGAGUCCGUCGCCCACGGCGUGCCGGUCGUGACAUGGCCGCACUUCUCCGACCAGUUCCUGAACGAGCGGCUGGCCGUGGACGUGCUCGGAGUCGGCGUGCCGAUCGGCGUGACGGCGCCCGUGCUGCUGUUCGGGGACGAGGCCAUGCGGUUCGGGAGAGCGGACGUCGCGCGGGCGGUGUCGGCGCUGAUGGACGGCGGCGAGGAGGCCGACGAGAGGAGGAGGAGGGCCAAGGUGUACGGCGAGAAAGCUCGGAGAGCCAUGGAGAAAGGAGGCUCCUCGUAUGAAAGCCUGACACAGCUGAUACAAAGCUUCACCCUGCAGGGAGGCAAACAGCACUAGAACAGUGUAGCAUAAGCUCUUUUGGAAGAUGCAUUUGUGAUUUUGGGAAAAAGCCAAACGGUAUAUUGUAUAAAUAUAUAAAAAUAAUUUGU
Molecule: messenger RNA, 1926 nt
Organism: Oryza brachyantha (malo sina)
Lineage: Eukaryota; Viridiplantae; Streptophyta; Magnoliopsida; Poales; Poaceae
Product: UDP-glycosyltransferase 73E1-like
Exons: 1
Coding region: 362-1834 (490 amino acids)
Molecular function (GO): UDP-glycosyltransferase activity
Source: RefSeq, a predicted model, not a curated record